UCAAAUAUUUAUUUUGAAUUUUGGAUUUUUUUAAGAAAUGUAGCCGGUCAACUCCCAUAAAUGUUAUAAAAAAAUCAAAAAAUACUGUCAAAAUGGUGAUCAAAAUUCUAUAUCCUUCUAGCUCCACCUUGAUCUCAAAGUUGGGAGAGAAAUAUUCCAAUAAACUGCUACAUAAUGCUCAAUGGAGCACUCCAUGUUCGAGAAAACUUCAAGCUUUCAUGAGCACUUCUUCCAUCAACACCAAUGGUCAAAAUUUCAGUAAUAACGAAUCGUUCGAUUUAAUCGUCGUUGGAGGAGGCAUCGUCGGCGUAACUACAGCCAGAGCUAUGCUGAUAGAAAAACCGAAUUUAAAAGUAGCUAUUCUAGAAAAGGAGAAAGAUGUCGCUAUGCACCAAUCUGGCCAUAAUAGCGGUGUAAUUCACGCCGGAAUAUAUUACGCUCCUGGCUCGAUGAAGGCUAAAUUCUGCGUCGAAGGGGCUCGCCAAACUUUCGCAUUCUGUGAUCUGCAUAAAAUACCUUAUAAAAAAUGUGGUAAAUUAAUCGUAGCCACCAACGCGUUCGAAGUUGGGAAUUUAAUGCGAUUAUACGACAACGCUCUGAAAAACCGAGUACCCGGUGCCGAAUUAGUGGAACAGAAGCAAAUCAGAGAUAUCGAACCGUAUUGUCAAGGAUUAAGAGCUAUUUAUUCUCCAAAUACCGGUAUCAUAGAUUGGGCAGAAUUCACUAGACGUUGUGCGGAAGAUUUUCAAAGAAAAGGAGGCAAGUUAUUCUGUAAUUUUAAAGUUACCAAAGUGAACGAAGCAGAAAAAGGUUCGCCUGAUGUUGACGUCUCUCAAGCUCCGAUUGAAUUUCAUGACGAAUCCAGAGGGAAAAUAGUCCGAUCAAAGUUCGCUAUCUUUUGCGGUGGCCUGUACUCUGAUAAAUUGGCUGAAUUAGUUGAUGGGUUACCGGAUCCUAGAAUUGUUCCUUUCAGAGGAGAGUAUCUAGAAUUGAAAGAAGAUAAACGGUUCCUAGUCAAAGGCAAUAUUUACCCAGUUCCAGAUGCAAGGUUUCCUUUUCUAGGAGUUCAUUUUACUCCUCGUAUGGAUGGCAGAAUUCUCGUAGGACCAAAUGCUGUAUUGGCUUUUAGCAGAGAAGGUUACAGUUGGGAUCAAAUUAAUUCCGCAGAAUUGAAAGAAAUUAUCGCCUUUCACGGUUUCCAAAAACUAAUGAGGGAAUAUUUCAAUUUCGGUGUUCGAGAAAUGAUAAAAUCUAAAUUUAUAUCCUUACGUGUGAAAGAAUUACAGAAGUAUAUUCCUGGCUUGCAAACGAAUGAUUUAGAGUUCAAAAAUUUUACCGGUGUUAGAGCUCAAGCGUUAGACUACAAUGGUCUUUUAGUAGAUGAUAUGGUGCUACAGGUUGGCUCAAAGGGAAUCGAAAGCAGGAUUUUACAUUGUAGAAAUGCUCCGUCACCUUCGGCUACUUCAUCUUUGGCAUUAUCCGAGUUUAUUGCCAAGUCUGCGAUUGUUGAAUUUGAUUUUGAUGCAUGAUGUAUUUCAAUUUUGGAUACCUAUCUGAUGUUAAUAUGUUGUAGAUAGGUAAUUAAUUUCGUAUGGUCUUUGAGGUGUUGGUUCGUGAUAAUCAAACCACAAGUGUUUGUGUAAACUGUAUCAGUUUUAUAUCGAGUGAAAAAUAUAUUUUUUGCAUGAUCAUUA
Planococcus citri (citrus mealybug) is the source of this 1694-nucleotide messenger RNA. It is a transcript of the gene L2HGDH, whose product is annotated as L-2-hydroxyglutarate dehydrogenase. NCBI's taxonomy places the organism in Eukaryota, Metazoa, Arthropoda, Insecta, Hemiptera, Pseudococcidae. The transcript is spliced from 7 exons. The record is from RefSeq and is a predicted model, not a curated record. Bases 93 to 1529 code for a protein of 478 amino acids. Gene Ontology annotation, molecular function: (S)-2-hydroxyglutarate dehydrogenase activity.